AUGUUGUGGCUAUUCUUGUACACGUUCACAUGUGUUUCGUGCCGUUUCUUUUUUUUUCUACUUUUGACUUCAUUUACCUUUUAUCUAUCUAUCUAUCUAUCUAUCUAUCUCUCUAUCUAUCUAUCUAUCAUAUUCUGUUCGUAUCUAUCUAUCUAUCAUAUUCUGUUCGUAUCUAUCUAUCUAUCUAUCUAUCUAUCUAUCUAUCUAUCUAUCUAUCUAUCUAUCAUAUUCUGUUCGUAUCUAUCUAUCAUAUUCUGUUCGUAUCUAUCUAUCUAUCUAUCUAUCAUAUUCUGUUCGUAUCUAUCUAUCUAUCUAUCUAUCUAUCAUAUUCUGUUCGUAUCUAUCUAUUCUAUCUAUCUAUCUAUCUAUCUAUCUAUCUAUUCUGUUCGUAUCUAUCAUAUUCUGUUCAUCUAUCUAUUCUAUCUAUCUAUCAUAUUCUGUUCGUAUCUAUCUAUCUAUCUAUCUAUCUAUCAUAUUCUGUUCGUAUCUAUCAUAUUCUGUUCGUAUCUAUCUAUCAUAUUCUGUUCGUAUCUAUCUAUCUAUCUAUCUAUCUAUCAUAUUCUGUUCGUAUCUAUCAAUCUAUCAUAUUCUGUUCGUAUCUAUCUAUCUAUCUAUAAUAUUCUGUUCGUAUCUAUCUAUCAUAUUCUGUUCGUAUCUAUCUAUCUAUCUAUCUAUCUAUCUAUCUAUCUAUCUAUCUAUCAUAUUCUGUUCGUAUCUAUCUAUCUAUCUAUCUAUUUAUCUAUCUAUCAUAUUCUGUUCGUAUCUAUCUAUCUAUCUAUCUAUCAUAUUCUGUUCGUAUCUAUCUAUCAUAUUCUGUUCGUAUCUAUCUAUCUAUCUAUCUAUCUAUCUAUCAUAUUCUGUUCGUAUCUAUCUAUCUAUCUAUCUAUCUCAAUAUAUUUAUAUCAAUAA
Molecule: messenger RNA, 909 nt
Organism: Acanthosepion pharaonis
Lineage: Eukaryota; Metazoa; Mollusca; Cephalopoda; Sepiida; Sepiidae
Source: the annotation of a GenBank genome assembly